Spirodela intermedia is the source of this 3249-nucleotide messenger RNA. The record is from the annotation of a GenBank genome assembly. Lineage: Eukaryota; Viridiplantae; Streptophyta; Magnoliopsida; Alismatales; Araceae.
AUGAACUCCAACUUCUCUGCGCUUAUUUCCUGCCGGGAUGUGCUACGGAGCAUCCUUGAGCGCCUCCACCCCAAGGACCUUGCGCGGGCCGCCUGUGUAUGCAGGCUCUGGUACGCGGUUGCCUCUGAACGGGAGGUGAAGGAGAGGGCUUUCAAAUCGCCUUGGAAGGUGGGACGCAUCCUUGGAGAUCCUUCAUCGCCGGGAUUUUGGCGCUAUCCAAGCCUCGGUCGCUUCGCCAUAUCCCACAGGCUCGUUCGCGGUGACUCCGUUCCCGGUCUCGCCCUCAAGUAUUCCGUCCAGGUCCCUAACCUUUGUCCCACCCCUUUUGUUACUUUUUCGUCGGUAUAUGUUCUACUUUACCUCUUCCUCACUUUUGCUGGGUGUAUAUUCUAAUUUAGCGUUUAUGUCAUAUUUUAAAAAAAAAACCAUUAUACUGCAUAUAAUUUGGAUCAAGUGCUAGUUCUUGCUGUUAUCGGUCAUUCCUUGUUUUGGUUUAGUUCCUUAAUUUUAAUGCGCGUGAUGACAUCUCCGUUCUCUGUUUCCAUUUGCUGUCGAAGCUAAACCUGUAAAAGACAGGAGACUAUGCUGUAGGUUUUCGUCAGUGAUGGAUGGAGGCUGGUAAACCAGUAGUGUCGAUUGAAGGAUAUACAUCAGAUAAUAGCUAGCUUAUUUGUGGCUCUGAAGUAGCUAAUCGUUGAUUGGAAUAUCGUCUAGUUCGAUAUGUUACAUCUUUUGAAUUAUGAAAGAUAAUUUUAAUAAGAGCAUAGGUGUAAAGCCAGUGCAAAUAAAUUGUAAUGUUAAAAAUCUAGUCAUCUGAGGAAAGCAGCUGAGCUUAAGCUCAUCUCAGCAAUAGUCAGAAGUUUACGGGAAAGUAUUAUAGAAAUAUUAUGACCACGUAAUGGUCAAAUAUUUUGCUUGGUCUAAGAGCGCAUAAGUUUUAUAUGUAGCAGAAGAGAAUUCAAUAGGUAACUCAUUCGCACAAUAUUUUUUGUGUAGAUGCAGGCAUUGAGAAUAAAUUGUAAUGUUAAAAAUCUAGUCAUCUGAGGAAAGCAGCUGAGCUUAAGUUCAUCCCAGCACUAAUCAGAAGUUUUAUGGAAAAUAUUUUUUAGAAAUAUUAUGACCACGUGAUGGUCAAAUAUUUUGAUUGGUCUAAGAGCAAAUAAGUUUUAUAUGAAGCAGAAGAGAAUUCAAUAGGCAACUCAUUCGCAAAAUCUUUUUGGUGUCAUGGAUGGCAUUUUCCUAAGUCUUCGUUUGAGGUGGGUGGAAUCUAAAAAUUUCUGGUUUUAACGGGCUGGUGGGAAAAAUAGUUAUCUUUCGAGAAAGAAAAACUGGUGCGCUGAAUUGGAAUUAGUUAUGUCUUACUUCCUUUGUAGAGUUUGGGUAAAUCUAGGCUGAAAUAUCACGGUUCAGACGACCAUGGAGAAAGUUUAUCCCACAGGCGGAAUAUAUUUGACUGUAAGAGCUAUUUAUGUUCUGCUCAUUGGCCUUGUUGUAACAGGUGGUUAAUGUGAAGAGGAAUUGUGGUCCUAAAAGAUGUUUCACUUGAAUAAUCGUUGCUUCAGCGUGAUCUAAAAAUGAAAAGGAAAGUGAGAAAAAAUAGCCUCUCAGUUUUGAACUCCUAGUUUUUUAUUGAGUGAAAUUUGUAUGUGUAAAAAAUCUGAAUAUCAUAUAUGUAAGGAAGAACAUUCAAAUUUACAUAAUCGUCUCAGCAUCAAUGGCUUUUCAAUUGAUCAUAUGGGGGUUGGGGAAGGCCAACGAUAUGAAAGAGAAGGUUGUGUGAGGAACCUUUCGUACUCAAUUACUCUCUGUCAUCUACAGAAAAUCAACUUGCCCAAAGCCAGAUAAGCAAAUAGUCAAGGACAGAUAAGCACACCUGUGUACAUAGGUUUUCAUGUGAUUUGGAUAUUCUAAUAUCUACAGCCCCACUGAGUCCAUUAUAAUUCAGGAGUCACCAAUAUAAGUGUGACAAUUCGCUUCUAAAUACGAGAAGGCUACAGCAGCAUGCCCAGAAAUAAGAGGUCGCUAAUAUUGCGGAAAAUACGUCUCUGUACUUCAAUAAUAUCUACCCACUUAGUGAUGUGGAAGUUUAUCUAGUGAACACAAUGUGGUUGUUAGCAAUAUCAUUGCUUAGAGUUAUUCUGCAGGAUAGAUUUCAUGAUUCGAAGCACGGACUCUGCCGGUGAAAUGAGAGAAGAAAAUCCUAUUGGUACGGCUAGAUUUAGUCUGACAAAAUUAGGCGAAACCUACCAGACUGUAUCUUUUACCAGACCAAUUACGUCAAUCGGAUGCCCAGAGGCUAUCUAGCAGGAGUCUUGGCGGUGGUUUGCCAUGAAGUCCCUAUAGACUAGGCGACAAGCCCUCCAAUAUUCAUCCCAUUGCAUUUCAGAUCUUUUUUUUCUCAAGAUUCCAUUGGAAAGGUUAAAACCGCUUGAACUGAGCCGGCUAGUGUUUCAAGGAGGCAGGCAACAGUCUUUUCAAUUCCUCAUAAGAGGCUUCCAAUCUGUAAUAGAUUUGGGCUUAUUCAAUUUCAUAAUAGGGGAAACACGUAGAUCAUUUGUUUGUCGAUUGUGGUGCCAACAGUACCCUUUUCCUGCAGAUCAAUAGCAUUAGCUUUGGGCAUUCAGCAGGUAUUCAAGAGGGAAUCAUUAGAUUCUUCCCGCCUUGCUGGUGGACGUUUCUACUCUCUGAUGUCUUACCUACCCUUUGCCCCAACCGUUGUGUUUGCAGGCGAGAAUUUCGCGUGCUCUACUGUUAUCUUUGUUUAAUCCGUGCAUGUUCUCAAAUCAAAUCAGAGGCACAGGUGCUUUAAGACCAAAAAUUCUGAGCAAGAUUGGUCCCGUAAUCUAUCUGACUCGAAAAAUUAUUUCGGAUGUGCAGGUGAUGGAUAUAAAACGUCUGAAUAAUAUGAUGAGCGACCACGGGAUCCACUCUAGGGAGAGGCUCCUGAUCCCAGUAAGCGAUCCUGCUCUACUCCACAACAGCACCUGUUUCAUUGAGAUGGAUGCAUACGCCAAAAGGGAAGUGGCAGUGCUUCACCCUCAUGGGCACCAAGAUGGGAAACCAACCCAUGCGAGUAAUAGACUAAUCACUGAAAGGGGCAAGAGAAAGAUACUGGAGUCGGUGAAGAGAAGCAUGCAGGUGGACGACGGAACUGCCGAGUACUACCUUUCUAUUGCAAAUGGCGACCCCAGGGCAGCGAUACUGGAGUUCUCUGAGGACCUAAGGUGGGAGAACCAGAGUGGUCAUUAG